Molecule: messenger RNA, 213 nt
Organism: Clonostachys solani
Lineage: Eukaryota; Fungi; Ascomycota; Sordariomycetes; Hypocreales; Bionectriaceae
Source: the annotation of a GenBank genome assembly
AUGGGUGUCCAAGAUUCUCUUUCUCUCGGCGGAAGACGAGCUGCUGCUCUCUCCCUUGAUGUCGACUCCAACCCCCCAAGCCCACAUGCCAAGGGAACCAUCCAAACCGGCAAGCUCCCUGGCACUCGAUGCCCCACCUGCGCUCAGGAGGGCAAAGAGGUCUGGGUGGUUCCAGGCCUCAACUGUGCUCAUUGCGGAACCGCUUGUGACUGA